Molecule: messenger RNA, 2160 nt
Organism: Oppia nitens
Lineage: Eukaryota; Metazoa; Arthropoda; Arachnida; Sarcoptiformes; Oppiidae
Exons: 3
Coding region: 1-2160 (719 amino acids)
Source: RefSeq, a predicted model, not a curated record
AUGAAUUUCUGGUGGUUUUUCGAUUGUCAGUACUGUUGGGGACACGAAUGUUGGAUCAGUGUAUGCGCUGACUAUCCGUACCAUUGUUUUGAUCGAUGCUAUCCCAUGGAUCUGAUCGAUGACCAAGAAAUCCAUAAUUCAUACCAUGAGAUAUAUCUGGGAUCAGCUUUUCUAGUCAACCGAUAUAAAACCGAUACCAUCACCGAUGAUAAUGUUUACGAAAUAUUAGCAAAAUUAUAUAUAUUUGAUAAUUAUCGACAAUAUUAUCUGAAAUCAAUUGAAUGUUUAUUUUCUAAUACUAGUGAUAAUACUAUUUUUAGUAAAAAUGUUCAAAAAAAUUCAAUUCAAUUGAAAAGUACAGCAAAAGUCAUACAAACGGGUGACUAUAUCGACGAAAAUGAUUCAUCGAGAAUCCAAUGUCGACUAAAUAACCGAAUUUCGGCCAAAUAUGUGUCUAUUGUCGACAAACUUACUGAUAAAAUCCUCGGCCAACCUAUUGUUAUCAAUAAUAAUAAUAAUAACUAUCAAACAUAUAGUCAACAACACCUAUCGGCUGAUCCAUUAGUGACGACAACCAUCAGCAGCAGCAGUCAAUCGCCGCCGGCUAUUGUUGUCUGUGUCCGUCCAUUGUUUAAUUCAUACGAUUCAAUCCGGUCGCUGAUUGAAUUCAUUGGUUAUUAUCGGUCAAACGGUGCCGACAAAAUUGCCAUUUAUGUUGAUCGGGCAUCCGAUCGGGUAAUGAAUCUAUUGGCAGAAAUGUCAUCGUUUGUAGAUCUAAUUCAUUGGCAUACAGUAGUAGACGACGACAGCGCCGACGGUGAUGGUAGUGGUGGUGGUAGUGGUCGACAUGUUUUAGGUAACGGUACCAUCAAUCAGGUGUUGAUGUCCGACGACUGCUAUCAUCGAUAUCCGUCAAUGAUCUUAAUCUAUGUAGACAUCGAUGAAUUUAUGGUACCAUUCGGUAGUGGUCAUCAUCAUCGGCGGCGGCAAUCGUUACGCGAAUAUAUAUUAGACGAGUAUUUCGGUGACCCGAAGUUGGCCGCUAUAGGCGUUAGUAAUGUAUUUUUUUGUUGCGAAUUCAAUCAGAAAUAUUUGAAAAAAUUUCCCCGAAUUUUCCAUCAUUUCCGACGCGAAUCAAAUGUCUGGUCAAACGGUUUUCGUACGAAAUUUAUUGUUUUGCGGCCAAACUUAGUGGACGUGGUUUACGUACAUUCGCUAACAUUGGACAGACAACUGGCCAACGAUUCGUACUUCAAAUAUGCCGACACCAAUGAUAUACUAAUGUUUCACUACCGGAGCUGUUGUUCCCAAAUGACUGGUCGGACACCCCUAUGGAAUGGUAUACUAUCUGUUCGUAUACUUACCGAUAAUACUGAAAUCGAUACCAGAAUUAUGCGAUUUAGUCGUGACGACAACAAUAAUGAUGAUAAUCAACAGUCCAUGGAUUUACUAUUUAUACUGUCUAUCGGUUUGUUAGCCAUUAUACUAAUACUAAUGUGUAUUAUUUGGCUGUUGUGUAAGUAUUGUUGCGGUAAUAAUAGCGGCGAUGGACAACACCAACAACAACAACAACCAAACAAAGUUGGCGGCAAAUAUCGAUUGGUUGGCAGCAAAAAACCACAACAAAACAGUCAAGGAUUAUCUGCUGAAUCUUCAGGCAGUGAUCUUCAAUCGAUGGAUGGUUUGAGCGCCGGUGGAUCACAGUUAGGAUCACACCAGUCAUCAUGGGUUGGACCGCAACUGAGAGGCGAUUCGGGAACUAAAAUCAAUCCAAUGGUUUCGGGAGGAUUCGAUGUAUCGGACAGUUCCCAGUUAGUCAACGAUAGGACUGUCCAUUCAUCGGUACCGAUGCCCAUGAGAUUGAUUGAACCCGAUAGUGUCGGGUCGUUGUCGUCCACUGGACAACAACAACAACAACAAUCACCGCCAAACAAGAGGUCACCGACCCGUAGACAACAACAACAGCUAACUUCUAGUACAUCACAGGUGGCGAUGUCAUCAUCUACUGGACAACAGCAACAACAACAGCGGACUAACACCACAUCACAGAUAAAUCCUAUGGUUUCGGGAGGUUUUGAUGUGUCCUCAACACCAUUAGCAACCAGUGAGGCCAACAAAAGUAGGUCACCGCCAAAGUCCAGAUCACCGACAAAGAAGUGA